Mugil cephalus (flathead mullet) is the source of this 5191-nucleotide messenger RNA. It is a transcript of the gene pex11a, whose product is annotated as peroxisomal biogenesis factor 11 alpha. Bases 1063 to 1806 code for a protein of 247 amino acids. Lineage: Eukaryota; Metazoa; Chordata; Actinopteri; Mugiliformes; Mugilidae. The record is from RefSeq and is a predicted model, not a curated record. Gene Ontology annotation, cellular component: peroxisomal membrane. Gene Ontology annotation, biological process: regulation of peroxisome size; peroxisome fission. The transcript has 3 exons.
UUUAGCAGAUCAUAGUAAUACCGUAUUAUGGUCCACAUAAGAGUCCCAAAAUGACUCAUGUAGGUGAAUCAUUUUCAAAGAAGGAGCAGGAGAAGUCCAACAAAUUUUAAUUUUCAACAUCCACAAAUGACUGUGUGGCACUUAAUUUUCCAAUUUGCUCACAUUACAUGAACUAAAAUCCUCAACAAAGGGGAAAAAACAACACCUGGAUAAACAAAAUGUACACUGCAUUCCAUUUUGCAUUCUGCUCUGCAACAAUACAAGAUUACGUACUGUGACUGGCUAUAAAAUAUCUUGUAUCUUGUGAUUUUAUCUAACCUUAUCUCGUCGCAUCUUUAAAAAUUGUUAUGGAUAUUGUAGUAAUUCUUAACUGUAGUAACGGAAGUAUUUGCAGUAAUUUGACUAAAGCUAGACUAAAAGAUAAAACUAGGUGUGACAUUUUGUUAUUUCAAUUUCAUUUUUUUUUUUUUUUUACAAGUGAAAUUUGUCUACAAAUGAGGACACAUUUAUUGAGGCUGGGAUGUCUACAAGAGUCCUUUCCAUCUUAACAAAUAUCAAACUUAUUAUAAUAAAUGAUUAAUACAAAUGGCAACUUAAAGUAAACAAAACUCUUUGGAACAAUGAAAAAUAACUUAAACGAAUGAAUUCUAAAUUAGCCCACUUAAAAAUACAUAGAUAUAUAUUUUCUAUAACUUCAAUUUUAACCAGCGAAUAAAUUUUUUUACCCAAUGUUACCAUAGUAACAACGCCUAAGGUCCGCUUAUCAAAUCCGUCCGACUUCUGGUCCGUUUCUGAAAGUUGUCCGUAAUGAAACACGGACGUGUUCCUCAGCUGUCAUGUACCCACGGAAGCGUGUGGGUAAUUAGCUUAUUGCAAACGUGGGACGAAAAAGAAGUCUGGACAUUCAGAUGAGUUUUACUCGUGUUUAUAACAGCUGGCGACACCGUUUAAACUGAAGACAAGGAGGCGACGACAUUCUUGCCAACGACUUUCUUGGUCUUGCAGCGCGGUUGAAACUUCGCCUCAGCUCGUCAGAACAGGCUGUUCCUGCUCGGUUUAACCAUGGUGGACGCUUUUAUAAAACUGACUAGUCAAAGUCAGGGAAGGGACCGAGUGUUCAGGGCGACCCAGUAUGCAUGUGCUUUGUCCGUGUAUUUACUCCGAAACAACACCGAGAGAAAGGACCUUGUGGCAAAACUUAAAAGUCUGGAAAACAACAUGAGCGCCGGACGAAAAUUGUUCAGGCUGGGAAAUGCAGCAAAUUCCAUUGAGGCUGCUAAGCGAACCAUGCAACUCUCUGACCGAGUGCUGUGCCUGUGUCUUACCGCGGCCAACAUCAACCGCACCCUCUACUUUAUCUGUGACAAUGUCCUCUGGGCCAGAGGUGUCGGUCUUAUCCGCAAUAUUGACAAGGAACGCUGGAGCUUAAACUCCUCUCGCUGGUACUUCUUGUCGCUGCUUAUGAAUCUCACCAGAGACGUUUAUGUGCUCACCCAGCUGAUGGCGCGGAGAGCAAAAGAGAGACGCUUUAAACAGAGAAUGGAUCAGCAUCUCUCAGAGAAUCCUGAAGUAGCUGAAGUUGUCAUUCCUCAGCUGGAUGCUUUCCUGUUUCUGCUCUGGGAAACCCUGAAAUCAAAUCCGGCCGUCGGUCUGGACACUCUGAAAAACGUGUGUGAUCUUUUCAUCCCCUUAGACAAGUUGGGCAUAUACCACUCGAGUGCAGGUGUGGUCGGAUUCUGUGGUCUGGUAUCCUCACUGAUUGGGAUUGUAACCCUCACACAUCCCACACUAAGAAUCAAACCGUGAUAACAAGGGUGGAGAUAAUCCUAACUGUGACUAACCGAUAAGUACGUCUUGUAGCUGCGGCUGUAACCAUGGACCAAGGUUAACCUGGGGCAAAAGGAGACGUUAUGUUAUUCUGAGGUUUAAAUACAGGUGUUUUCUUACAUUUUACACCAAACUCAGUAAUAUGCGAUAAAUACAUUUCCAGAAUGACUGGAUUUGAUAGUUUUGUAGGAGAUCUUUUAGGAUUAGAACAGAGAAAGUAGAGUUUAUAAUUUUUUUUUUUUGUAUAUUUUUUAGACAACUCAAAGCCAGAUAUUUUAGUAUUCCUGUCCUGUGCCACACACAUUCAGCAAAUUCUGUAAUUACUGUUCUUGUAAAAUAAGAGCUCUGCACUGAUGCAAGCUUUUGCAUCCGCUUUUGAAAAAGUCAAGUUAUUCUGGGUGGUGGCUGUCUCUUUAGAGGCUGUUAUUUAUGUCACGAUAAAAAAUGCUGCUGAAAGCUUGGCCGACAUAAGUGUUGAAUAACCUGCUUGUCAGUUAAAUGUGCUCUCAGAGUUUUGGAGGUUUCAGGGAUUAUGUGACCAUGUUUAUUAUAUUUUUUUCUAAAAUGUGUCCCUUUAAGGCAUGGACGCUGUAGAACCGUAGAGAAUAAAUAAAACUAUGCAAAUCAUGUUCAUAUUUAAAGGGGCACAGGCACCUUAAAUAAUAUGUUAGAAUACACUGUAACUGAGCGCUCAUGUUUUUGUCUUGUGAACGAGACUAAAGUUUACCAGAGAUCCUCAAAGAUGUGCACAUAUGUGACAUUGAUAUGGAUAUUUAUACUGAUCAAAGUUUAAUAAACAUUAUAUUCUAAACAUAACAGUGGAUUUAAAUUGUGCUUUUUAAAAUCUACAUCUUCUGUGGUUUGAUUAUGUUAAUGAUCAUUAAAGUGUGAGCUGUGGAUCAGUUCAGAAACAGAGCAACACUGCCCUCUUUGGGAGACAGGACACCUCGUUGAGUUGAAAAGAGCUUUAUUUUUCAAUUUCACUGAGACAACAAUACACUUUUUUUUGUUUGUUUUUUUUAUUCUCGAAAACUUUUCUAGAGAGGAUGAUGUGAUAAAGCGACCACCAUCAAAGAUUGCAAAAAUAUAUUCCAUUUCCCUUUCACCAUACUUUGAGUUUUGCUGUGACAAGAAUGAACAAAAGAUGAAUCCAAUAAAAGAACAAACACGUAAAGCAAUAAAUAAAGAAAUUUGUUCUCCUAAGUAGAUCGAAUGUAGUGAUUUAUAGCAGACAAGAGGUUUGACUUCACAUUGAGAUUGAGACGUUUUUUUUUUUGUUUUUCUUCUUUUCCAGUACCAACCAUCUGAAACUUGAAACUUCAAACACAAAUCUAAGCAAAUAUUAAGUGGCUUUGAAUUAGUUUUGGCUGUUACGUCUGGAGGGCAACAUUUCCAUAGCUGGAAACUAAAAUAAAAUACACGGCUUUGCCAAAAGAGCUGAUGCAUUCUUCAAGGCAUCUGAGAUAAUUAAAAAAUAUUGAACAAAGCACGUUGAAAAGUGGCAACAGUGUUAAACUACAGACGUGGAAAUACUGCUGGCCCAAGUUUAAUUUUUCCAAAACACCACUGAUAGUUAAUACGUGCAGAAUUACUCUGUUUUCUGAAUGAAAAAGGCACAUUCAGGAGUUGGCUCCUGCAACAGUUUCACAAACAAAACGAAACAACACGUGACGGAUGGAACUUGAAAACCCUUUUUCGUCGUGGGCACCGCUCCCCAAACACAAGUUUACACAAGGACCACAAUUAAUCUUCAUCAUACAGCAACAUUUUACCCAGGGAGUGUCAUCCACGAUACACUUCACUUGAUCAAAUCACACAAUAAAUCAUCAUUACGUUAGUGGGAAUUGGGAAGCCCUUAACUUGAAGUACUUCUUCUUUCAGCAUCUCAUCGUCUAAACGUGUUCAUCCUGCCCUCAUUAAUAAUAAGGAAAUGUUUCUGUACCUUUCUGCUUUGAAUUAAAACAAAUUAUGCAAAAUGCAAAAGGAUUUAAUUUGUAUAUCCGAGCAGGCCGUACACGUUUAAACCACGCAGGGUUUCUACCCAGUACCAGAGCUAAUAACUAGGGUGCUGUCAGUCAUUCUCGUCGUGUGUGUGUUUACAGAACGUUUUCACCAGACAAUUGAAUCCAAAGAGGUCUGGUCCUGAGAAGAUAACCAACCAGGAAGAAUAAUAAAGUCUGCAGAUGUACCAGAGCUUUGAGAGUACAGCCUUUUUUAGCUUUGGUUAAAUUCAAUGCUUAAAGCUGGCAAAUGCUUCCCGGGCUCACAAUUAUCAUUUUUUCCAGUUCUCCGUGGUGAUAAAUAUUCCUUACUUGGAAACUCUCAUAUGUGCCACGACGGAGCAACUGUCUCAAAUCCUUCAAACUUAUCAUUAGAAAUGAGUAUUGGAUGGAAAAAAAUUAAAUAAAAAAUGCGUUAAUUAGUUUGGAAGAGAGGUGCUACAUAUGUGACCAUAAACUCACUUUUGUGUUUGCACAGAGAAAUCAAGAUUAGCCAAGUGUCCACGUUUUGUACAGAUUUCUGCAGAGUGUCUUUCUCUAGAUAGUGGCACCAGACUGGAUUGCACAGCAUAUUAAAUUUAUGUACACUUAUUGAUUAUCUGACAGAUACCGAGACAAGCUGAAACUGAAACAGAUUUGAGAUGUACAUGGAAAAAACAACAACAACAAACAAAAAAAAAAACACGAACAAGAACAACACACACUAGACAACAUAACUACCCAGUAACUGAACUAAACGACAGAGAGAAUCAGAGAACACUUUGAACUGUGCAGGUUAAGCCAAGGAGAUUUCAGGUGCUAGAAACGUGGAAAUGUCUGACGAAUGGGGGCGUGUAAAGGCAAAUAUUAGCUUAAUUCUCCUAUGUUAAGCUAUCAUUAAGACAACAGUUGUGAGUACAGCUACAUUGGUGGAAAUGUCCAAAGAACAGUGAAAUCUGAUCCCUAAUUUCUACUUUAGGCCACAGCUAAAUUAAGGUGAAAUAAUAAUAAUGAUAAAAAAAAAAGUUCAGGUAAUCAGAUGCACCUGACUCAGUACAAGCAAUUCAAGAAAGUGUGGAAUGAGCCUCGCUAGCAGCCUCUAGAGUUCAUCCUUCUCCUUACAGCCAACUGAACCAAAGUGGUCUUCACUCAAAGAGCAAACGCAUAGUGCCAUCCUGCUCGAGAACGACCCAGUCCGGCAAAGGCAUCUCUGUUCACAUUCAGCAGAUUGACAUUUAAAUGUAAAACUCACUGAUGCGAAUUAUUGUUGUUCCACCAAAAAACCUACAUUUAACAUCAUCGAGACCGAGAACAGAAACAAAAACAUAGGAAAUAGAAAUGUGUUGAUUACCAAGAUAAAUACCCUGUACACGUUUAAAACUGCA